AAAAAGAAUUCUCGUUGGUAACCAACCGCCAUUAUGGCCGACAGUGGAACGAAUAAUGUGAAAUAGUGCAUUAGCCGAUCAGCCCACAGGGAAACGAAUACCGGAUAAAUAGUCACGAGUAACUGGUUAUCGGGCAUUAUUCAUUUGUUACGUCCUAGUGGAGAAGAUGGCUGAUCCGAACGAUGCUGUCAGUGAGGAUACCGAGAGAGAGGACGAACAACCUGGGCGUAACGCGGUAAUCGUACCACAACCGGAGAAUGAGGUGACUGAGAAUCAGCAUGAAAAUCAACCUGGGAAUGAGACGACAAUGGCGAUGUUGGAAGACGAGGAGAUGCCGACUUUUGUCACUGUGUCUACUCCAAGUAGACAGCCAAGUUCCAGUUCUACCGAUGGUGGUCAACAGGAAUCUGAAUCUAGGGCAGAGAAUCGAAGCAAUAAUUCUUGUCACAGUGAUGAACAAGGUGCGCAUAGUGUCUGCGUAAUAUCCUCUGGAGAAGAAAGUGAUCAUCCACCAAGUGAUGAAGAGGAUGAUCCUGAAGAAGACUAUGAUGAGUCUGAUGAUAUGGAAGAGGUAGAUUUAGAGGAUGACAUUGAAGAAGAAGAGGAAGAGGAAGAGGAUGAGGAAGAUACUGAUGGGGACUUAGAACUUGAUUCUUACAAAAGAUCCUGUGACGAUAUGAUAUUAACAUGUAAUAACGGCAUAGGAAGCAAUCAAAUAGGAAGAAGUUGCUCUCUUCAGGACAUAUCUGUCAUGAGUGAGCAUUUAGAAGAGAGGUUUCAUAGAAAGAGAUAUAGUAUGGAUGCAUUGAUAGAAGAUGAAUCAAGUUUUCUACGCAAUCCUGUGCUCCACUCUAUAAAUGAAGAACGUAGACGUUCUGUUCCAGGACGUAUGAAAUAUCGUAAUGUAGAAAGUAAAGUGAAACUAUAUAUUAGAGGAAUCAAAGAACAGAACCGGCAAUCACAGGAGAGACGUUUGGAAAGAAAGAAUCAGAACAAUAAUCCUUUGCCGAAUAUUGAAGGUACCGUUCAUAAACCUAUUGAUAAUCAGAAUACAGUAAAUGUCAAUAUUAAAGAUUAUGCAGAGCGAGUUAUAAAAGAUUUAAAAAGAGAAGAGUUAAAAGGCAAUACAUUAUACAAUCAUGACCAGAUAACAGAAAAUGGAGAAGAGAUUUCCAAUGUAAAAUCUAUGAAUAAGAAAAAUAUUGAUGCAGAUGUCGUGGAUAUGGAUGACGAGCCCAUGGAAAAUCAAAAGAACCUAAUAAAUUGUGAAGCAAAAACGGAAAAGCGUAAUGGAACCGCAGAAACCAAUUCCCAUAAUUUGCAUAUGGAAAAUGGAGUUAUCCUUAAUGAACAAAACGUUGCUUGUUUCUUCAAUGGUCAAGCUGAUGUACCGGCAUUGUUUAAUCUCCGUACUGUAAGUUAUGAGGAAUAUAUGAGUGUAGCAAAUCCUGAUGAAAAACCACAGCUGAAUAUGGAGUUGGUGGAAUCUGAGGAAUAUGUUGAAUCAGUAUACAGUGAGAACAACAUGGAGGAGCAAGAAAUCGUAAAUGAUGAUGAUGAGCCAUGUGCUCUUAAAAUAGAAUGCGUCAAGAGCAUCCAUAUGAAUACACCAGAAAUUAAGGAGAAUCAGAACGAUUCAAAUUUUGCUGAAAUAGCGGAGGGAUCAGCUGACAUUAUGGAUCAGGAGAAUUCAAAUAUCUCGAUACUUCAAGCACAGCUCAGACAAAAGUCUAUCCAGUUUAACCAGAUGCAAGAUAUGUAUGAAAAGACGCUUGCUGAGAAAUACGAACUCAAACGACAAUUAGAGGAAUUUAAAAAAGUUGUAUUGAUGUACCAGAAGGAAAACGAACGUCCUGAGGCGAAAGCUGUAGCUGUACAAACUGAUAUUCUAGUGAAUCCAAUAUCGAAUUCGGAAACUAGCGAAACCAGACAUUUGGCUGUUAAAUUGUCGACCAGUAGUAUAGGUUCUACUGUGAGUUCCAAUGAUCCUUGGGCGGAUUACAGUCACAGUCCAGCUAUUUCAUUAAGGCCACCUAGUUUAACAGGCAUUCUUACUUCGGAUGAAAGUUCUGUUGGAAUUGAAAGAACUCCAAGAAAAACUGUGCGCCCUUUGUCGCGUGCGUUCAUUACAUCGUCGAGGAUACUCCAGACAUUGUCGUCAAUAACACAAAGAAAACUUAAACCGGACAGUCCGUUAGCAAAUAAUCUUAGAAAUGAUGUACACGACGUUCUUAAGGAUAGGUCGAAAAACACAUCAGGUUUAGCAAAGGCCACGUACGCCUCUUCAACGCCCCAUACUUCUUCAAAAUCGAAAAAGAGGAAAGCCACGGAGAUGCUAGGAACUUCUGCUGUUGUUCAGCCUUUCAAGAUACCCUACACUGCAAGCGAGUCUAGAAGAAGUCUCAGUUCAGUUUCUGAAAUGGAUGGUGAGUUCAAACGGCCUGUAGAUCAUCAGAAUGCCAAUAUGAGGCCUAAUUUGGUUAUAGCGCCAGAACGUACUAAUGGUGCGGAUAACUCUGAACCUUCUCAAGAAACCGCGGAGAAUACUGAAAAAUCGAGUAAGAAUGAUGAUGACGAUGAAGAUGAUGGGAACGAAAAUGGUGUGAAGUGUAUCAUGUAUCAGGAAGAUGAAAAUAGUAAAGAUAGAAGUUUCUUGAUACAGGCAGAGGAAAAUGACAAGGCUGGAAAUGCCAAAGGAUUUGUACGGGAAUGUGGUCCUUAUUUAUUAGGAAAUGUACAGGUUCGAAUGUCAGAAAUAAAUGGAACGAUAAAUAUUUGGGGAAAAGAAGUUAGUCAGGAUUCUCUGCAGGAUAACGAGGAGGAAGAAAAAAGUGAUGGAGAAGAGGUUGACAUCUCAAAAAAACCAAAUGAUACCAGACCGUGUACUUGUUCGCAAAAAGCUUCACGCGCUCAUUUGGUAAACCGCAGUCAUGCAGCAUAUUGCGCCAACAAAAAGCCUAAGGUGCCUGCGAGGUUUGGAGAACCUAGUUGUUCCAGGAAUACACGAUCACCUUCGAUUCUUAUUGAUGCGGAAGAACGAUGUCGCACUAACUGCGUCAUUAGUGCAAAUGAAGCAACAAGUAAUUGUGAAGAUAAUAAUUUUGAAAAUCGGCUACCCUGGUCUAAUAACAAACGGGUAUUUACGUCCAGAAAUAAUCAUUCACAUUGUUCUCAUUUACCAGAAUGUUUGAAUCCGGAUACUGGUUCUAUGCAUGCACGGGAGAGAUUGGAUAAUGAUCGUCAUACCUGUAGAAGGCAUUCUUGUAACGGUCAAGAGGAACAUAGAUGCUCGUCUUCAAACGGCCACAAUAUUAGUCAUCAUUGGAAGCAUUCAUGUUCAAUACAAAAUCAUUUGCCAGAUCCUACAAUUGAAAAUACUUGUAAGCAUCAUACAACUUGUCACCGGGGUGUGAUUCGCAGUGGAGAGGAAAAAGACUGCCAACAUGGUGCAAAGCAGUAUAAUUCACAUGAAAACACAGAUCAUUGUAGAUCAGUAGAAAAUCCUUGUCAAUAUAACUGUCAUGGAAGUAAUGAAAGUUCUUUUCAUAGUCCUAAUUCAGGAAACGAUGAGGAGGAUCCUUUACUUUCUAAACGGUCCAGUGAAACUCCUGAGUCAAGACGUCGAAGGCUCAGUGGAAAACGUGUAAGGGGUAUACUCAUGGACUUCUUUAAAGGAUGUGGUGACUGUCGUAGUCCAAGUACUAGUAACAAUAACAAGACAAAUUGUCAUCAAAGGGAAUCUUACAAUCCGCAGAUUCGAAUUACACCCUGUACACCUCCACAAUCUAUGUCCUUUGAGAUGAAACAACCUCCUCAACAGAAGAUUAACGGUUCUACGAGUAACAGACAUUGUCAAUCGUGUAAUCGUCGCGUAGAAAUGACUGUUGAAAUUGAAAGUCAACUGGAAUGCUUCAGAGUUGAAAUGGAGAGACUGCGCUCACGCUCGGAUGCUGUGCUGGACAUGCUCAACUUACUAUAUUCAACAGACUUUAAUUGAAAGGACUGACUCUAAUCUAAGCAACUCUCCGACUUUCUGCUCUUGUACAUAGUGAUCGUGUUUAAUUUAGAUUUUCGAUGAGUAUCCUCAUGAUCAUUCUCACAAAAACGAGUUAUUUUGUUUGAUCUAGAACACGUUAUGGUCUCUUUAGGUGCUCCUUGUAAAGUUAAAUCCUAUUUUUAUUUUUUUUACUUGGUGAUUCUUUUCUUUCAAUAUACUUUGUGCGAUACAAGUUAUAAUGUUAGAAUGAUUUUCAUUCAGAUGUGUAUAGUCUUUCUGUACUAAUUCAAAUCUCUGAGUCCAAAUCAUUACACUACAUUUGCGUACGUGCAACUCCAACGGAGAAAGCUAGUUUUCGUUGUUUGCGAUUAUAUGUUACUUCAAAAGCUUUAUCUACGCUCGUGAGCUUUCUUUUCAUUUUAAUAACCUGGGAAUAGGAACAUUCCAUUAAAAUAUGCAAAAAAAAGUGAACGCAGCAAUUAUAAUUAUGAAAUACAUAGUAGAUUUAUUAAAUAUAGUACACAUGUGGCUGUAAUAUAAACUUAUACCGUAUUCCACCCCUCGCAUUACAUGAUGUGUCCCUGUGUAAUUUUUUGAAGAUGUACGUCGUGAUUAUUAUUUUUUAUUUUUUCAACUUUAUUUAUUUUUUUUCAAUCACAAUGCGAAACUUCAACGAAACUACAAUUGACCAGAGACAUGUAGACCGUAUAGACCGAAAAUUUAAGAAUUUUUUAAUUACAAUGCAAAUCAUUUGUAACACAUGGAAACAGUCGCCAUUGGAACUCCAUAAAUAUAACAGUAACAGACA
Molecule: messenger RNA, 4805 nt
Organism: Cephus cinctus (wheat stem sawfly)
Lineage: Eukaryota; Metazoa; Arthropoda; Insecta; Hymenoptera; Cephidae
Product: AT-rich interactive domain-containing protein 4B
Exons: 5
Coding region: 167-3997 (1276 amino acids)
Source: RefSeq, a predicted model, not a curated record